This is a messenger RNA of Lingula anatina, 1306 nucleotides long. Its product is annotated as kelch domain-containing protein 9. Gene Ontology annotation, molecular function: cyclin binding. The record is from RefSeq and is a predicted model, not a curated record. NCBI's taxonomy places the organism in Eukaryota, Metazoa, Brachiopoda, Lingulata, Lingulida, Lingulidae.
UAAAGAUGGCUGCUUCCUGCAGCUUCUGUUGUUUACCUUAGAUUCCAGCCAGAUUUUGUCAAUUCAACAACAAAUUUGGAACAUUUUAAGGUUGCCAUGGCAGCAGCCCCUGCCAUCCCAGAUGUCCAGUUUGAAGUGGUCAGUCCCUGUGGUCCGUCCCUUUGCCACCAUGUUGCGUGUCUCGUUGGUGGAAACCUUUACGUUCACGGCGGUGUGGAUAAAAAGGGGGGCACCACCCCCUGCAAUAAACUCUACCAGUUCAAUUUCAUAUCGAGCACAUGGCGGGAGAUUUUGAAGGAGGGGUCGCCAUUUUUGAGCCAUCAUGCUGCGGUUCUGUCAGAGAAUAGGUACUUUGUUCUAAUAGGAGGAUGGACUGGCAAAAAACGCUGUGCCGAUGUUCAUGUGUUUGACACUCAGGAAGAAAAAUGGAUGCCACAGCCAACAGUGACAGGUUUUCCCGAAGGCGCCGGUCUUAGCUCACAUACAGCUGUGGUGUUAAAGGAUGCAAGUAUUCUGAUAAUUGGGCGUGAGGGUAGCACACGUUUACAACGGAAGUUUGGGAACGCUUUCUUGUUGACUGGAAGUGUGCAUAAGGGUGCUUUUCAUUACACAGAACACACAAUGGGACUUGCUUCACGCUCGGGCCACACGUGUAAUAUCUUAGGCUCAAGGCUCAUCAUCAUCGGGGGGCGCAGUGAUAAACUGGUCGAUCAGCACCAAGGGUUUAGAGAAAUUCCAGGUGGGCCAUCUGCUCCAUCAAUCCUCUCAGACCUGUCAGUCAGGUCUCAAAAGUUACAACCAAUGGCUAAACUGCCGUGCGGGAGGAAGCAUCAUAUCGCUGCUGGUGGCCAUGGGUGUAUUUUCAUUCAUGGUGGCGAUACGUUUGAUGGUAAAAGUCGAGAGCCUGUUGGAGAAAUGUUCUUGGUGAGAUUGGAGUCCCAUGUGGAAUGGUUUAAACUUGGAGUGAGCUCUUUGGGGAGGGAGGGACAUGUUUGUUGUGUUGAUAAGGACACCAUUUUCAUCCAUGGAGGUUCGGGGGCCAGAAAUAUUGUCUAUGGAGAUUUACACAAACUUACACUGAAGUAACAUCAGGUCCAACAAAUUUUGAGAUCUGUUACAUGUCUCAGAAUUAAUUCUUGUUAAUAGCCAUUUAUACUGAUUAGAAGUCUUGAAUUUCAGUUUUUUUAACACACUUGAUAUGAGGUAUGAAGUAUUACGUAUGUUAAGUAUUGCUGUUUUUUCAUUUGUUUGUACUAACCAUAGUCCUGGAGGACUUGUGGCAAAUAUUUGUUUUUUUUUGUUUUUU